AUGGCGCCGCGCGAGGAAUCUCCCUAUACCACUCUGGGAAUUUCGAGUAAUUGUGACGAGAUUGAAAUCAAGAAAGCAUAUCGCAAACUCGCGUUGAAAUGGCAUCCCGACAAACACACAGACGAGAAAUCGAAAGAAGAAGCCGAGAAGCAGUUCAAGAAGAUUGCGCAGGCUUACGAGAUUCUCUCUGACAAGAAGAAACGAGCUGAUCUCGACCGCGCUGAGAAUCCGGCGAAUCAUCGCCGACGAAGUGCGCCAGGAUUCCGAACACAUGCCCACGACAACAUGUUCCGUUCGCCGUUCGAUAUUUUUCGCGAAUUCUUCGGACACCGGGAUCCAUUUGAGAAUGUCUUUUUCGACGAUGCUUUCACAUUUCCCGAUGUCGACUCGUACGUAUUCAAAAAUUGCAAUUUUUUAGAGCACAGUCAUCCGCGAACACCAGAUGCGAACCGGACCCGGUUUCCGUCAAGCCGAGUUCACAUUUUCUACGACGACAAUGCCAAUAAGAAGGACAAGGACAACAACAACACAUUUUCGACAGUGAUCCGGUUUUCGAGUCCAACGGAACCGGGAAAACCGGCGGUGGUCCGUAAAACAUCGACGUGUACAAAGGUUGUCGAUGGAAAGAAGAUUGUGACGAAGACUGUGGAGAAUGAGGACGAACACAUUGUUGAGGUUCAUGAGGACGGCGAGUUGAAGACUCGAACCGUCACCACACCGCCAACCUCACCAACAGUUAUCUCUGCCAAUUGA
Caenorhabditis bovis is the source of this 753-nucleotide messenger RNA. NCBI's taxonomy places the organism in Eukaryota, Metazoa, Nematoda, Chromadorea, Rhabditida, Rhabditidae. The record is from the annotation of a GenBank genome assembly.